AAGUGUGCUGGAAGGGGCGACCCGGCCCCAGAUUCAAUCGCUGUCAUGGCUGCACGGUCUGUCACUCUCGGCAUCGACCUGGGCACCACGUCUGUGAAGGCGGCCCUGGUGGAGGCCGCGCGCGGCGACCCUUCCGGGUUCGUGGUACUGGCGAGCUGUGCCCGGCCUACGCGUGCCGAGACGGCGGCCCAGAGCGCGGCGGCGGGGCCCCAGGGGCAAGAGCAGGAUGUGAGGAGAAUCGUCCAGGCCCUCCACGAGUGCCUUGCUGCCCUUCCCCGGCAGCAGCUCUGCAAGGUCUGUGGCAUCGGAGUGUCAGGACAGAUGCAUGGAGUCAUGUUCUGGAAAACAGACCAAGGUUGUGAAUGGACAAAGGCGGGGGCUGCCCCUGUGUUCGAGCCCAGAGCUGUGAGCCACCUGGUGACGUGGCAGGAUGGCCGGUGUGGCAGCGAGUUCCUGGCUUCCCUGCCCAGGCCGGAGUCUCAUCUCAGUGUGGCCACGGGGUUUGGCUGUGCAACCAUCUUCUGGCUUUUGAAACAUAGCCCAGAGUUCCUGAAGUCCUACGAUGCAGCUGGUACCAUCCAUGACUACGUGGUGACCAUGUUGUGCGGCUUGACAAGACCCCUGAUGUCCGACCAGAAUGCCGCGAGCUGGGGAUAUUUCAACACCAGGAGCCAAACCUGGAACUUGGAGAUACUGAGGGACGCAGGCUUUCCUGUCCACCUGCUCCCGGACGUCACCGAGCCUGGCAAUGUUGCAGGCAGAACUUCCCAGACCUGGUUUGAGAUCCCAAAGGGGACACAGGUGGGCGUGGCCUUGGGGGAUUUGCAGGCCUCUGUCUAUUCCUGUAUGGCCCAAAGGACAGACGCAGUUCUCAACAUCAGCACCUCGGUGCAGCUGGUAGCCUCCAUGCCUUCAGGAUUCCAGCCAGUGCAGACUCCAGACCCUGCAGCUCCGGUCGCCUACUUCCCGUACUUUGACAGGACCUACCUGGCGGUGGCAGCAUCACUCAACGGGGGCAACGUGCUGGCCACGUUCGUCCACAUGCUGGUCCAGUGGAUGGCGGAUCUAGGCCUGGAGGUUGAAGAAUCCACUGUGUACUCACGCAUGAUCCAGGCUGCUGCACGGCAGAAAGACACCUGCCUGAACAUCACUCCCACAGUGCUGGGCGAGAGGCACCUGCCAGACCAGCUGGCCUCAGUGACCAGAAUCUCCUCCUCUGACCUCUCCCUGGGGCACGUGACCCGGGCCCUGUGCAGAGGCAUCGUUCAGAACCUGCACUCGAUGCUUCCUUUCCAGCAGCUCCAAGAGUGGGGCGUGGAGCGGGUGAUCGGCAGUGGAGGUGCGCUGUCCAGGAACCAGGUGCUGAAGCAAGAGGUGCAGAGGGCGUUCCCUUUCCCAGUGUCCUAUGGGCAGGAUGUAGACGCAGCUGUAGGGGCCGCUCUGGUUAUGCUCCGGAGAAACCUUAACCAGCAGGAGUAUUAGCAAACUCUUUGGCCAAAGGGCUGUUGCAAAGUUUAUCUAAUUAACGUUCCUCUCCUUAUCUUGGGAUCAUGCUUCUCCUGGACAGCUCUGUGGGCCGUUUUAAGCAAUGCUUGUUCUCAGGGCAUCAUUUUGACCAAGAACGAAUCUUCAGGGCACACUCUAAUAAUGCAGCCAGGAGUCAUCAACCAGGUCCCAAACCAGAGACUCAGCUGAGAGCUGUUUGCAAAUGUAAAUGUGGGAGAGACAGAGAGAAAGGGAAAGAUGGGUCACAUGUACUGUUGGAAGAGUCUUCCCUACUGGAUUGUACCACGUGACCCUGAGGCCCCUUUCCCCAUCUUGUUCUCCUCUGGCCACAGCCCGCUAGCUGGGGCAGGAGGAGACCCAAGGACAGUGACGCAGGCUGGCUGAGAUAAAGAUGCAGGGAUCUGUGCUGGCCUUCUUGUCACGUACCUCCCCUCCAAGGAGAGCCUGCUUGGUGCCGCCAUGGUUCCUCACAACGCAGCUGGCUUGGAGGCACAGAACAGAGAAGAAAACGUGGAUGGCACGACCAGCCAAGGGGACAGAUGCCGCAUAACGCCACCAUUCAGGCAUGUUGUUCCCAAGAGUCCGACCAGACACCGGCAAGACUCUUUUCCAAGAGUGUGUCUGUGCAGCAGUGUGUUUUUGCCCCUGUGCGUCCCUGGGAAGCCUUCCAAGGGAAGGGAUGCAGCUGCACAUGCUCCUGUUGGAGAGAGAGCAGAGAGAAUCCCUCGUCCCAAAUGCCCCAGCUCUUCUUUCUCUUGGUGUGGGCCUUGCUGGCUCGCCAUGUGUGCCUGGCUCGCAGAAACAUCCCACUUGAGCCGGCAUCUCUGCAGGGAUCCCGGAGCAUCUUAAACCUUCCCGUGGUUGGUAGGAUGACCAUGGAAUGGCUUCCAGGAGAGGGCCACCAUCGCUGU
Kogia breviceps (pygmy sperm whale) is the source of this 2417-nucleotide messenger RNA. It is a transcript of the gene SHPK, whose product is annotated as sedoheptulokinase. Gene Ontology annotation, biological process: phosphorylation; cellular response to lipopolysaccharide; glycerol metabolic process. Lineage: Eukaryota; Metazoa; Chordata; Mammalia; Artiodactyla; Physeteridae. Gene Ontology annotation, molecular function: sedoheptulokinase activity. Gene Ontology annotation, cellular component: cytosol. The record is from RefSeq and is a predicted model, not a curated record.